AUGAAGGGGGCGUGUGGUAUGUUGGGCGUGUUGGCCCUGGUGGCCAGCAGCGCGGCCAUGUACGACGUGGUGGUGGAUUACUAUGCUCCGCCUGCCAAUUGCACGGAGGGCUGUGCUUCUUGGACCGAUCUGGCCGCCGACAAUUGCACCGGUCUCAAUCAAUCGGCGGUCGAUGCCAAGUGGCAGUUUGGCGUAGCGCCCGCCAACGUCGGUCGUCACUGCGCCAUGCCCGCUAAUGAUCCCGGCGAGUAUGGCGCCUGGUGCUACUGCCGCAACUCGAUGGCCGUUUGGGGCUUUUGUGAGGCCAAUCAAUCUGUCCCAACGCCUGAACAAGUCAACCUUCAGGUGGCGGGACCCGACACGGUUGUCGUCUCCUUUGUAACCUUCAACGACACUGCCACAAGCGCUCCUACCGCUCAACUCGGCGAGUCGGCCGAUCUGACCGACGCCAUCACCCUGACUGGCAUCACGAAGGAAUACACAGAGACCAGCAAUGCCUCGCGCCACUACUUUAUGCACUUUGUCGUGUUUCCAGACCUCACGCCCAGCCGCAGCUACUUUUUUCGCGUUCGCGGUGGCGCUCGCUCAACCUGGAGCUCAACCUUCAACUUUACCAGCUUGUACAGCGGCGAACAAAAGAACGAAACCAAGUUUGCCAUCUUUGGCGACAUGGGUGUCUACACCUACAACAACAUGGACUGGCUCCUUGACGACGUCAAAGCCCAGCGCAUCGAUUUCAUCGUACACCUGGGCGAUCAUGCCUACAACGUUGCCCAAGACUCAGGCCUGCGCGGCGACGGCUACUUCAACGCCUUUCAGCCCAUUCUGACCAAGAUUCCCUGGGUGCCCGUACUUGGCAACCAUGAAUACUACGAUGGUGAUGAGUUCAACCGAUUCUUGAAUCAAACGUAUGGCGUGACUCUGGGUGAUAUUCCCCCGGCUCAUCCAACCAGCCACAUCAACUCGUACAUUGCCAUUGGCUCAACUUUGGCCCAGGCCGUCAAGGGCACUUCAAAAACCAGCCGCUACUACUCGGUGGAUGUGGGCCAAGUGCAUGUCAUCUCCCUCGACCUGAACGUCUAUUACUUUGACACGGAGCUUGUCUUUCGCAAGCCCAUGCUGGAUUGGCUGCGCGCCGAUUUGGAGGCGGCCAGUCAGAAUCGCGCAACCGUGCCCUGGAUCAUUGUCAAUGCUCACCAACCCCUAUACUGCAGCAGCGUGACCAUGGGUGAGAAUUCAUCCAGCUUGUGGGAAUUCUGGUAUGAUCAAUCCAACGGGGAAAACCCCGGCACCUUCCGUGGCUGCACGGGCACGGGUAUCUUUCCAGUGGAAGUCUCGCGCCUGGAUCUGGAAGCCCUCUUCCGCGAGUUUGACGUCGACCUCUUUUUUGCUGGUCACGAGCACGACUAUGAGUCAAUCUAUGCCGUCAUGAACGGGACGGUGGUAAACAAGUGCGAUGCAGGCUCGACCACCCCAGGCAACUGCACGUUUACCAACCCCUCGGGUGUUGUGCACUUUGUGACUGGAGCUGGAGGUGCACCACACCUUGACAAGUUUGGCGAUGCAGGACCCUUUACACGCAUUCAGCUCAGCGCGUGGGGCUACGGCCGAGUGACCGCCACGCAAGAGGAGUUUGUCUACGAGCAUGUUCUUAACAGCAAUGGCACCGUGUUUGACCGCGUCACCGUGCGCAAGGCCCACUAAUGCCUGCUAACGCAAGGGCAGGCAGCUACACCUCUCCCUCUCCGAGGUGGUUGUUGACCAAUAUUCAUGCUUCAAGGUUGUAUGCUCGACCAAUUCGAUUGAGCCCGACCUU
Monosiga brevicollis MX1 is the source of this 1816-nucleotide messenger RNA. RefSeq lists its product as uncharacterized. The record is from RefSeq and is a predicted model, not a curated record. The transcript has 11 exons. Gene Ontology annotation, molecular function: acid phosphatase activity; metal ion binding. Lineage: Eukaryota; Choanoflagellata; Craspedida; Salpingoecidae. The coding region runs from base 1 to 1704 and encodes 567 amino acids.